AUGUCAUCUACAGCAGCCCCUCCAAAUGCACCAAUUCAAGUGCUCUUAGACGACGUGCUCGAGAUUCCAGAUGAGCAAUUCGCCGCGAUGUCUCCUGUUGCCGAGCUCAUUGUCGGCGAGCUUCUUGCGUUCGAAUUUACCCGGCCUGACCUGACCGCAACCCUCGCCGUAUCCGAGUUCGAGCCGACAUUCCAUGAGCCUCAGAUUCGCCCCGAUAGCAACGCCCGUGUAUUAUUCAACAAAGCUCACAAUCUUCGAGAAUUGUACGCCUCCGGCUAUCGAUCCAUCGAGGUUCGAUCCCCUUGCACGUCGAUAGUGGAACACAUGCCAAUCGGUUCCGAAGCAUUCUCGCAACAUCUGGACUCUGUCGAGCAGCUGAAGUCAACCAUCUCGGAUAACGUUGAUUGGCUAAGCAAUGUUGAGGUCAAUGACAAACGCGACGCCGCGUACAUCAAGCUGGCAAGCGCCUUGCUUGUUGCAUUUCGAACCCCUUCACUGCAAUCGAGAAAAGUUGCUCAUCACGUCGGCGUCUGCAUGCACCACAGUGCGCUAUAUUUACACAAAGCCGUCACCAGCAAUGCCUCACUGCAGUGUUGAGAGCACCGAAUCCCUCGGACUCGUCUCCAACAUUGUGAUUCAGGAGCUCUUUCCUACGCAAGCCAGUUCCGGAGUCUUCACCAAUCGCAACAGCCGCGGCCAAGCUCGAAUCUUCUUCUUGAAUGGUCACCGGGUCGUCAGCUGCCUUGACACUUACAACUCGAGCAUGCAGACCGUUGAGCCCCCAGCUGGUUUUGGCUUCGACGGCCACACUUGGCGAGUCCUGGACCCACAGGCGCAAGCGCGAUAUUACCAGCUGCAAAGCUUCAAAGGGGUCCUUGUAGCGUCGUUGGCCCCGAUUCGAAAGGGACUUGCGCAUGCUGGCGAGGAGAGGGGUAUUAAUGCAGACGGAGGGAGCGGAGCCGAUAAGCGGUCGGGAUCUUCGCAGGGUCCAAGCGGCCGGCUGUCAAAGCGGACGCGACGUUAGUACCGGGUCGUCGGAGCGAUUUUUCGUAUUUCUGGCUGUUGGAGAGCGAUUUUUGGGCAAUUUCACGACAUUGAAUUUUUCAUGUUUCGGAACUCUUCCAAUGUACGACCGAAAAUAGGUACAAAUCGACCCCUCAGACACCUCAUCCCGAUGUACAAAUCGGCCAAAAAUCGCCGUUUUUUCGGACGCACAUUGGGCUGAGCUUUCCCGGGUCCUGCUAUAGCUGUGCUUCCCACACACGCGGGCUCACGGGCGGUACUCGCAACGCACGUUCCCUUUCGGGCCUUCACUGCGUUGUCGACGUUUCCCCCCGUGGAUGCUAUAGCUGUGCUUCCCACACGCGGGCUCACGGGCGGCACUCGCAACGCACGUUCCCUUUCGGGCCUUCACUGCGUUGUCGACGUUUCCUCACCAGCUUCUGCGGCUGCGUUCACCACCUGUAGGGACAGGUGCGUUCCUCACUCCCAAGACUACCUCCCAGCUGACGAGGUCGCUGAUCGAGAGUUCCAUCUUGCCGGACGUUCACAGCUGCUAGCAGCUCGUUAUGAAACCCUCGACGUGGCUCGCUUAGAGUAG
Messenger RNA from Microbotryum saponariae, 1600 nucleotides. NCBI's taxonomy places the organism in Eukaryota, Fungi, Basidiomycota, Microbotryomycetes, Microbotryales, Microbotryaceae. The record is from the annotation of a GenBank genome assembly.